Penicillium canariense is the source of this 462-nucleotide messenger RNA. RefSeq lists its product as uncharacterized. The record is from RefSeq and is a predicted model, not a curated record. The transcript is spliced from 2 exons. Bases 1 to 462 code for a protein of 153 amino acids. Lineage: Eukaryota; Fungi; Ascomycota; Eurotiomycetes; Eurotiales; Aspergillaceae.
AUGGGAACCUUCAAGAGUUUCGCAAAGUCCCUCCGCCAGACGAUCCUGAUCCCGGCGUCAAUUGCGCUAACAGUUUACCUUCUCUUCUCGUUCUUGAUCAUCCCGUUCUUCAGGCGCUACCAUCAGCGCUACUCCCAAUAUCUACCUUUGCACACGAUCUCAGCGCACACCCUCUCACUGCGAGAUCGCAUGGCGGACGCAGUCAUGCGCUUCUUCCUCCCGUCUUCAUGGCGACGCAAUCCGCAUAUAGCGGACAACGAUAAUAUCAGCAUCGACGAGGAGGAAGGUGAAUUGAUGGUUGGGAUGAACAUGGAUGCCGCGCGGAGAGAAGCAUUGGAGCGGCGGCGUAGCACAGCACCAGAGCCGGAGAGCCGUCUCAGCCGAGAACUUGAGGAAGGAUUUAUGGAUGAUAGUGACGAGGAGGAUCAUGAUGGGCCAGGUGGCGUGCGGACUCGCCCUUAG